AAUCUCCCGCGUCUAUGAUUAGAUUUGACUUCCCCCAUGACCAGUUGACCACCAAUCCUCCCGCCUUUACUUCCGAACGCUCCUCUUUGAAAACCAACACUCUUGAUGGAAUUAAUCACCGUUACGUCUCGAGAUCAUUUUUCACGACCUCACUGCCCGAUUUAAACGCCAUUCGACCUGGGCCUGACAAGCAAGGAAAGGAGAAGUACCUGGGUCCGGUCUGGUUGUUGCGCGGCCGCAAUUAAUCCGAGAAACGCACACGAGCACUCACGAUCCUCUACGUAUCCUUGCGAGCGCCUGUAAUGCUGCCGCGCGCGGGCUGCUACUCCUCCACCCCCGCUGGUUCAUGAGGACGAACGCCUGCCAUGGCAAACUACGAGCGCAUGGAGGCUGAUUUCAACAGUCAGGACGAUCAGCCAGAUGUGGUGCGGUUGUUACGAAUGGAGGGACAACCACGAAACGAAAGCAUCUUCGCGGAACCCAAGAUCACGGCCGAUUUCCUGAGUGCCGACCACUCGUCAUGUCUGCACACGCGACCUAUCGCCAAAUCCGAUAUGAACAUCCCAUCAGCACCUUCAGCCCCCCUAACGGAGCGGCCCAUUGGGUCUGCGUUUAUGAGUCCUAUGCGACCCAAGAGCACGCCAUUCCCAUACCCAAAUAGCGAACGAGGGUCCCGGAGCGAAUAUGACCUCGAAACCUCCUUUACACAGCGCUCGACACCUAGCCGGGAGAUGGAGAGCGACGACAUGGAGUCUCUGGGUACAAGCAGCGAGCGGGAAGCGAACAACGCGAAAUUACGACUGGGCGAUCUGCCUUUGGAGAUGCUGGAGGCGAUCCUGGACCACAUCUUUGGAUUCCGCGUGUCGGCCACAUCCCUGAGCGGCAAGGCCAUGCUGGGGUCUAACAACUCCCAGUGGAGCACGGCCAUGCGGUACUCGAGGCGGAGGGAGCUUACGGUGCUGUCGUGCGUCAACAAGACCUGGAAGGUGCUGAUCCAGCAGCGCCUCUACCGGCACAUCAAGCUCAAGGGCACAUUGGACUCCUUGGAGGAGGCGCAGAUGCAUCUGGCCUGCCAUCCGACGCUGCGCGGCUAUGUUCAUCACGUUGAGAUCUGGUAUCCGGUCUUUUGUCCAACGCCAGCUACGCAUCCACGACUGGGCCGGUCGCAUCAUGCGCCCGAUGCCGCCGAAGCGAGGUGCCCCCGCCCGAGCAAUAACACAAAGUGCACGUUGGAGGAGACGUUUAGAUUUGUGCAGAUCACUCUGCCGAAGGCACGGAUCUUCACCCUCGAGGGCGGCGAACGACGGAAAGCACCCAAGAUUGUCACCUUUCGCGGCAGGCACAGGUCGGAACUGCCCGUUCUCGAAAGCAUCCACACCCUGAUCACCAAGGGACAGUGGAACCUGGCGCGCGAAGACGCCGACUUUGUCACCCUGCUGCAGUCCAUGCCCAAUCUUGCGCAGUGGCAUGCGUCGUACAGCCGGGGCAAGAGCAAGUCGUACAUCUCCAUGGCGCGGAUACUUCCUCACCUCGAGGUCAUGGCACCGGCGCUGAACGAGAUACGGCUGUCUAUCGAGGGAGACGGGCGGCGGGAGACGCACAGCCCGGUAUUCUACCGCAAGGUGGCCCAGCAGACGAACGUGUGCUGCUCGCUCGCCCGCGCGGCCGUGAACAUGGAGCGUUUCACGUACUCUGGUCGACUUUGCCAUCACCUAUUCGAUGGCCUGGCACGAUUAUCCGACCCGCGGGUGUCCAAGCUGAGGUCGAUUGACAUCACGGUCAAGAACUGCUGCCGGUCGCUUCUGGAGAUUGACAAGCACGAGUCAGCUUCGGGGAUUAUGGACCUGGAGUUUAUCAGGAGAUUCGAAUCGUUGACCAUGGCGGCGAUCAAGUCCCUGGCAGUAUUGAAGCAGGUCACGCAUCUGAGGAUACGCUUCAUUGACUUGGACGCGCCGCUCCCACAGCUGAACCCUUUCUUCUCGUACCAAGGCAACGUGGUCAUGGGCGUAUGGUCGCCCGACAUCAUUGCCGAGAUGGAGCGUGUGCGACCCAUGGCGCAGUGGCAGGAGAUCAACGACACCUUUGGGACCAUCGAGUACGGUAAGGACGGCAAGAUGAUUCUCAGACCGGAGACGCCGGGGACCAAGACCCGCUCGCUGCCGCUGUCGCAGUACAGGAGGCUCACCGCUGGGUCGCACCGGAUGACCAUCACCUAGUGCUUCUGUGCGGAUCUGUCGAAAGACAGACCGAGUGUUAUGAAAUGAAUGAAAAUUUCCAACUUGCAAUGGGCGUCAGGGUUUGGUCGUAGCAUGGGAAACUUCUGGCAAGGGAGGCACUAGUAAUCUUGGGACAACAUUAGGGGCGCUCACUCACUAUAACAAAGGGGGGGCCAGGAGACAUGAC
This is a messenger RNA of Emericellopsis atlantica, 2403 nucleotides long. RefSeq lists its product as uncharacterized. The record is from RefSeq and is a predicted model, not a curated record. Lineage: Eukaryota; Fungi; Ascomycota; Sordariomycetes; Hypocreales; Bionectriaceae. The coding region runs from base 366 to 2216 and encodes 616 amino acids. The transcript has 3 exons.